Eucalyptus grandis is the source of this 1307-nucleotide messenger RNA. RefSeq lists its product as uncharacterized. Bases 121 to 1041 code for a protein of 306 amino acids. NCBI's taxonomy places the organism in Eukaryota, Viridiplantae, Streptophyta, Magnoliopsida, Myrtales, Myrtaceae. The transcript has a single exon. The record is from RefSeq and is a predicted model, not a curated record.
GAUCGCGACAAAACCUCAGCUUUAACAGAACCACUUUUUUCAAGAAAGAAAGAAGAAAAUAUCGAAACCACCACCGUCUUUCCAGCAAACCCUAAACCAAAAGCAUUUUGAGAUAGCCAGAUGAAGGGCUUCUCUCGGGCGAAGCGGAUCACCGGCCCUCUCGACGAGUGGGCUCGGGCCCGGCUCCUCGCCGGCCGCCGCCAGCUCAGCUACGUCAGCAGCGGCAGCGAGCACGACGGGGAGGACUGCACUCCCCGCCUCUCCGAGCUCGUCCAGUGCUUCCUCGAGGAGGGCGACGGCGGCUCGGAAGUGCACUCCCCCGGUCGCGACCCCGACUCGGACCCAGCCGACUCGGACUCCGACUCGCUCGAGGACGCCCUGGCGCCGGUUUCCGCCGGAGCCAAGGACCCUUACCGAGAUCUGCUUCUGGAUCACGUCCUGAGGGCGGUGGAGGCGUUCUCCGGCCUGCGCGCCAGCCAGUCUCUGCUCCGGCGGAGAGUGAUGUCGUCCCUGCGGGAGAUCGGCCACAAUGCGGCGGUCUGCAAGUCGCGGUGGGAGUCCUCGGGCGGCCUGACCGCCGGCAACUACGAGUUCAUCGACGUGCUGGGCCCCGCUCCGGCCUCCGCCCCCGCCUCCGCCACCGCCACCGCCACCGCCACCGCCCCCGCCGCGUGGCAGCAGCAGCAGACGCGGUACUUCGUCGAUCUGGACUUCGCCGGCGGGUUCGAGAUCGCGAGGCCGACGAGCCGGUACGCGAGGCUGCUGCGGUCGCUGCCGGAGGUCUUCGUCGGGACGGGCGACGAGCUGAAGAGGAUCGCCAGGGUGAUGUGCGACGAGGCCAAGAGGUCGCUCAAGAGCCGAGAGCUGUCCGUGCCCCCGUGGAGGAAGAGCCGCUACGUGACGAACAAGUGGCUCGGCCCGUACCGGCGGACGGUCAAUCCCGAGCCGGCGGGCGGCCCCGCCGCCGCCGGCGUGAAGUGCCGGCGCGUCGGCUUCGACGAGUACGCCGUCAACGGCUGCCUCUCCGUUCGCACGAGAUGACACCAAAGUGAAAAGUUAUUAUUUAAUAAAUAGGGGGAAAUAUAUUCGGGGAAAUUUUCUACAUUUAAAAUAGUAAGGGGAACUUACGCGGGAAAUUCCCAUCGGGUAGCGGAGGGUGCACGAUACAUUCUGUGGACACGAGAGCAGUGCAACGUCGCUUGGCCAUCGGAUCAAGCCUGGACUCGUGUUUGGUACGACGUGCGACGGAUGUGAUCGUGUCUGGGAGGAGAACGAAGAUGGAAUCAACGUCGUCCGUCGCUUUGCUU